AUGCAGGUCGAUCCAGGUGCCAAAACUGGCGACCCGCCCAAAUUAAUACGUGGUACAUCAGCCGAACAUCCACAUGUUAAAAGUGUUACGGUUGUUGAAACACCGAAUCAUACGCCGACCAGUAAACGACAUGCUUUGGCUGGGAGCUCAGCUAGCUCGGGAGGGGGUGUUGAACGGAUGACAAGGGGUGUUGAAGGUGGAAUGAGGAGUGGAGAAGGCUUGACCAAGGCUGUAAGGGCUGGAGAAGGUGGUACUAAUACUGGGAGGCCUGGUGAAGCUUCUAAAAGGUCUGAUAGGCAUGGUGAAGGUACAGUGAUAAGGCCGUUUAAAGAUUCUGAUCAACCUACAGGCUCCCUAGAGAACCCUGAAGACUUCCCCACAGAAUCAACCUUUACCUCGUACUCUACAGCACCAGGUGAAGUAUCACCUCACAGUGCCCCCUCUAGUACUCUGGAAAGCCGAGUUCAGUUUGAAGUAGGAUCAGCCAAGUUUAAACCAACAGUAUCUGCGACAAACUCCACCUCUUCAGUAACCCCAUCUACCGUAAUCAACCCAACAAUAUUUCAAGCCGAUACUGUAAACCCAGUACCAGUAAAGCGAGUAGUGAUAAACGAGAAAGGUGCCCAUAUACGAGGUCUAUCUACUGGUGAUAUUACUAACCAUAUAAGGGCAAGCGCGUCCGCCAAAGAUCUACCGGUAAUAAUAACUAGCGAGAACUUGGCCUGGCCUACUACAGCACUAACAGUAUCAGCCUCGCGCAAUCACAAAGACCUAGGCGAAACCAACUCGAAUGGCAGUGCACAUUCAGCUAUAUCGUUACCACCAUUAGCACCAACUAGAGAGCUGGGCCAGUUAACUUCACCUACGGGCUGUACCACUUCAAUCAGUGGUGGUACUAUCAUCAAGAAUGAGCGACAAAUCUCGCCGAAACUGGAUCGACAACUUCAUGGCUACGGAUCAUCAGCUACAUUAUUAUCGACUACUCAAAGAGGUAACCAUCUGAAUACCGGACCCACGCCUAGCCGUAAUCCGUCAGUAAAAUCAAACGCUGGACUGAUUACUAGCGAUUCUGGAGCGGCGGCUAGGAUCAAAAGCUUGAGACGGAGAAUAUCUCAUACUCUGCUCUUCGUACCAGAACAACGUCGAGUCUCUACAGCAUCUGGAGUCAGCGUAACAUCGUGUCCAACCACGGAAGACGGUAUAGAUUCGGACGAAGGGAUUAGCACCAGUACCUCACAACAGCAGCCUUACUCUCAGCCUACAAAACGAAGGUACCAACCGGCUACACAACGGGAAUCCAGCUUCAGACAACCACUUCUUGACAACAAUUCUGGAUCCUCAUUAUCAAUCAAUGCACCAGCCAGACGAAAGAGUAUACAACCAGCUGCACCAUGCAUAGGCUUCCCCGCCAAACGUACCAUCCAAAGAACUUACGGCCAUCAACCCUUCGGCCGACGUUCAAGCCAACCAGAAAUGAAUAUAGCAGCCAAACUAGCCUUGUUAGGUCUAGCACAAGCCCCCGCAAGCCAAGCUCAAACUAUAACUGGGGUAAGCCUAAACCCCCCCGACUCGCGGCCGGAGGUCUCGCUAGCGAAACGAGUAUCGUGGAUGAGUAUGAAGAGCCUGAACGAUCCUAUGGAUCCAUUCAAUGACAUUCGAAAAGAACGCGAUUCCGGAGGCAUUACCAGUCGAUAUGAUUCAAGAACCAACAGCCAGAUGGGCAGUGUGGUACAGUUGAAUGAUACGUACGAGUUGGAGUCGGACACUCCACCUAUUGAUACUAUGAGUUGGAGCAAUUUGGGUAAAACAAUGUUUUUGAAUUGAAAAUUUUUAAAAAUUUUGAAAAUUUAAAAAAAAAUUUUAAAAAGUUUUAAAAAACUUUAAAAAAUUUCGAAAAUUUCAAAAAAUUUAAAACAAAACUUUAAAAUUUCAAAAAAAUUAAAAAAAAACUUUAAAAUUUCAAAAAAUUUCUGGAAAUUUCAAAAUUUUAGAAAAUUCGAAAAAUUUUAAAAAAUUUUUUAAAAAUUUUAAAAAAUUUCGAAAAUUUAAAAAAAAAUUUUUUAAAACUUUCGAAAAUUAUAAAAAUCAAAUUUCAGACGAAUUCGACAACGUGACCCUGAUGUACUCCAAGCACGAGAAGAUUCCAAUGAAAGACUUUGGAAGUGAAAUCCGUGCCACUAUGGAUAUUGACCAUCUGCUCAACAAGGCCGUUCUCCUACUAGACCUGCAAGAGACGUCAUUGGAAGAGAUUUUUGCCAAAAUCAUUCACGAAAUGGACAUUCAGGAGCCGGAGUUUACUAGUGAACAAGUCAGAUCGGUGCUGUUUACUCAGGAUGCUGGGAAUCAGUGUAAGGUUUUUGUGUUUUGUAUUUGGGGUGGCGAGGAGGGGGGGAGGGAUUUUAAGGGCUGAUAAGACUUUUUUGGUAGGGGGUGGAAUGUUUGAGGAUAGGGCGGAUUAUAGGGGAGGGUAAAUUUUGAGGUAACGGGGAUAUUGUAGGGCAGGGUAAAUUUAGAGGUAGGGUGGGGCGGAUUGUAGGGUAGGGUAACUUUUGGGGCUUGAGCAAAGAUUUUUAAAUUUUAUAAAGGGGGGGGGGACGUUAAUUUUUAAAUUCAGCUGGCUGUAUAAAUAAUAUUUUUGGAAGGGGUGGAUUUUUGGGUAGCUCAUUUUCUAGGAAGAGGGGAAGGUAGAUCAGGAAGAGGAAAAGGCUUAAAAAUUGGGCAGGGUAAAUUAUAGUAGGGUAGGGUAAAGUACUGUAGGGUAGGGCAGGGUAGAGCAGGGCAGGGUUCGGGUAGGGUAGCGUAAGGUAGGGUAGGGUAGGGUAAGAUAAGGUAAGGUAAGGUAGGGUAAGUUAUAGUAGGGUAAGGUAAGGUAGGUUAGGGCAAUGUAGGGUAUGGUAGUGCAGAGUAGGGUAGGUCACUGCAACAUUUUCUAAUUUAAAAUAAAUUUAAAAAAUUUUUAGUUCACAUUCUAAGUCGCACAGUGCAAAGCAUUUGCACGACCGGCACAGUCGGAGGCACGUUCGACUACGAUCAAACGUGGAUCUGUGCUCUAUGUAUGUUGAAUACGGUACAACAUAGACAUGUCGCCAUUGCUCGAUUGUCACAUCCAACAAAUUUGGGUCGAACGAUGCAGGACUUGAGGUUUAUCAUCAUUGUCAUUGCACCAUCAAGAGCGGUAAGGGCUUGGCAUGGGAAAUUAAUUUUUUUGGGGGUAGGCAGGGGAAAAGUGGAUGGAGGGGUAAAAAUUAAAAAAUUGUAUUAGGAGGUGCAUUUUGCGUUAGAAAUGAAAUUUUUAGGAUUUUUGCGGGCGGGGUAAAAAAAUUUUAUUUUUCAGGGGUGGAUUUUUAAAAAUUUUGUCAGAAAUGUGGACUUCUUACAGCGAAGAGAGGGUUAAUUUUUUUUUAUUUUGGGGGUGGAUUUUAAAAAUUUUUUAUAAUGAAAUGUUUUGUUUCAGAAAGGUACCAAAACAGCUCUAGAAACGACUAGGACUUUUGCGACACUUUUUGCUGAUAUGGAUAUUAGGCAGAAGUUAGUAAUGGCACAGACUGUCGACGUCUUCCGAGCUACGUUAUUAGAUGCGGCCAAGGAGUUGGCCUUGGAACAGUCACAGUGGAGGGAACGGAAGGCUUCGAUUCAUUUGAGCGAGGCUAAGGAGCAAGUGGUGAGUGUUACAUUUUGCUAUUACCUUUGAUAUUACUCUUGAUUUCACUCUUAAUUCUGCCUCUACCACUACCCCUACCACUACUCCUACCCCUACCCCUACCCCUACUCCUACCCCUACCCCUACCCCUACCCCUACCCUUACUACUACCCCUACCCCUACUCCUACCGCUAACUCUAUUGGUACCUCUACAUCUACCCCUACCCCUACCCUUACUCCUAUUCUUAUCCCUACCUUUACCCCUACCCUUACUCUUAUCUCUACAUCUACCCCUACUCCCACUCCUACCUUUAUCCCUACCCUUACUUUUUCCCUUACCCCGUACCCCAAAGCCAAGUUCUACCCUUACCUCUAUGCCUACCCUGACCCCUGCCUUUUUCCCUACUCCCUACUCUUUGCAUCUACCCCUACCGUGAACUUUAUUCUUAUAGUCGUACUGUAAUCAAUACCUUAACCCUUUUUUUCAGUUUGGUACCGGCCCAUGGUACCCAAUGCGAGGACUGUUCGCUGACAUUCGACGACGAAAAGCCUCUUAUAUAUCAGAUUAUCUUGAUGGUAAGUUUAUAUAUUAAAAGUCAAAAGACAUAUUUUUACUACUGUAACUUUUUGGUAUUACCUUAAGGUUUUCAAAACGUUGUUUUUUGGUACUAAAUUUUAAAAAUUUUUAGUUAUUUAUUAGGUGCGGACAUAAAGAACCCGCCAUACUUUUCCUGUAAUUUUCUGUAAAAAAUGGCGGGUUCUUUAUGUCGGCAUCUAAUACUUAUUAUUAGGUCGUUCACUCAAUUCUACGCCCCUUUUCUGAGCAAUUUUUCGUUGUUAUGGGGCUGCAGAAUUAAGUGAAUGACCGAAUAUAUGGUAGAGUAGGUUAAGGUAGAGUAUUGUAUGAUAGUAAAAAGUUAAUAAUGAAUUUGUUUCAGGUCUCAGGGGUCAUCGAACGAUCUCAAAACUCUUUUCUACGAUUAUUUUUCUCUAUUUCGCGUGUUUGUUACCGGCCAUUGCCUUUGGCGUCUUGAAUGAUGACAAUACAAAUGGUGGAAUCAGUAAGUUGUUUCUUACUAACCUUGGUCACAUUAUGACAAACUGGUACCUUUAGUAUUAUUUUUGACAUUUUUUUGUUUUGGUACUAUAAGAAACACUAAAAAUGGUACAGUUGGUACUGUUUUGUGUAAUGGUACUGAUGGUACUGUUUUGCUUAAUGGUACUAUUGGUACUGUUUUGUGUAACGGUACUGAUGGUACUGUUUUGCUUAAUGGUACUAUUGGUACUGUUUUGUAUAAUUUUACUUAUGGUACUAUUUUUAUUAUGGUGCUUAUAGUACUAUUUUUUUAUAGUGGUACUACUGGUACUGAUCUGUAUAAUGGUACUAUUGAUACUGUUUUUCAUAAUUUUACUUAUAGUGCUAUUCUUAUUAUGGUACUGUAGUACUAUUUUUUAUAGUGAUACUUCUGGUACUUUUUUGUGUAAAGGUACUAUUUUGAGUAAUGGUACUACUGGUACUGUUUUGUACAAUUUUACUUAUGGUACUGUUUUUUAUAAUUUUACUCCUGGUGCUGUUAGUACUAUUAUAAUGGUACUUCUGGUACUGUUUUUGUGUUAUGGUACCACUGGUACUGUUUUUGAUAAUUUUACUCAUGGUGCGGUUUUCAUUACAGUGCUGUUAGCAAUAUUUUGUAUAAUGGUACUUCUGGUACUAUUUUUGUGUAAUGGUACUACUGGUACUACUUUAAGCAUGAAGUCGAACCUUCAGUACAAUAUACGGCGUUAUGCUUUAAAAUCGAAAUUUUCGACUUGUAAAGAAAGUUUUUGCGUUUUGAUAACAAUUUUUUCAAUUUUAGACGUGCGAAAGGUAGUGUUUGCUCAAGCCGUCGGCGGGAUUUUCUUUUCAAUAUUCGGCGGCCAACCAAUGAUAGUACUGCUCACAACUGUACCUCUUGCAAUUUACAUAAAAGGUGAGCGGGAGGGGGGGGUUGGGUAUGGUAGGGCAUGUUAUAUUAGGGUAAGGUAAUAUAGAUUAAGGUAGGGUGGGUAAGGUAGGCUAGGGGUUGAAAUGUAGGGUUGGGUAGGGCGGGAGUAGAUAUGUAGGGUAGGCUGGUGGUAGAAAUGUUGGGUGAGGUAGAAAUAUAGGGCUGGGUUGGAAAUGUUUGGUUGGGUAAGGUAGGAUGGGGUAGAAAUUUAAGGCGGGCUAUGCUAGAAUUGGGGUAGAAAUGUCGGGCGGGGUAAAUUAGAGCGGGGGUAGAAAGGACAAGGCUCCGCUCAAGGAGGAGCAUGAUAAGAUAGGAUUAGGCUUAUUAAUGGUUUCUAAUGACACAAUUUUCUUUUCAGUCAUAUAUCGGAUAUCAGAAUCGCUCAAUUAUGAUUUCUACGCCAUGUACGCGUGCGUCGGUUUAUCGUGUCAAAUGUUUCUAAUAUUGUAUGCCUGUACGGAGCUGUGUAGUUUCAUGAAGCUGGCUACGAGGUAAGGCUUGAAUUUUAUUAGGUUGCUCAAAUAAUUUUGAGCUAUUCAAAAAGGUUGUUCAAAUAAUUUUGAGCUAUUAUUAAAAGGCUGUUCAAAUAAUUCUGAGCUUUUUUUUCUAAGCAAAUUUGCUUGGUUAGGGGGCGCAAAACUAUUUGAACAAUCUAUUACUAGGCUUGGCUUAGGCUUGGUUUUUAAGUUAUCAUAACUCUUUGAAAAAGCUAGGUAUAGCUAUGAAAUUGAUGGACUAGAUACUAAUUUUCAAGGGCUGCAAGGUGUAUAAUAUCAUUUUUUGUUAAUAGGCAUGUACUUUUUGAAUAAUGAAAAAAAAACUGGUUUUUUACGGAUUUUUUUGACUUCUAAGUAGGGGUACAGUAAAAGUACUGUAACUUUUUUAUUUUAGUAAUUUUCUAAAUUUUGAUUUUGUGGGUUGAUGUAGAAAAGAAUGAGCUACAAAUUAUCAACUUUUCAAAUCCAUACCUAAUCUUACAAAUAAGUUAUGACUAAAACAAAUAUUUUUCCGGAUUUUUUCGACGAUUUUGGUGGUACUGUAGAAGUACUGUAACUUUUUUAUUUUUUUUAUUUUCUAAAUUUUGAUCUUGUGGUUUGAUGACAAAAAGAAUCAGCUACAAUAAUGCUAAUUUUCAAGUUUAUACCUAUUCUUCCAAAAAAGUUAUGGCUAUAACAACAAAAUUAUGGCCAAAAUAACUCAUUUGACCCAAUUUCAGAUCAGCCGAAGAGAUGUUCUCCCUUUUCAUAGCCAUAGCCUUUACCGUGGAGAGUUUUCGAGCCAUUCACCACACCUUCGAAAUCAACUACAACGGCUGUGACGACACGAUCGAAGGGAGUAAAAUCAACUCGGCCAAUCACACCUUAAACGGCCUAAAACCCUGUCAUCGAGACACUUCCGUACUCUACGUUCUAUUGAUGCUCGGUACCAUGUGGAUGGGCAUGUCAUUGUACAAUUUUCGAAAAACACCCUACCUGACGAGGACUAGGAGGGAAUGGCUAGCGGACUAUGCACUACCGGCCAGUGUCAUGAUUAUGACGUUUUUGGGCGCGGUUGGGUUUAGUGAGAUUGAAAGUAAGUGGGAGGGCACUGGGGAGGGGUAAAUUUUUUUUGUAGGGGGGAGGGGGUAAAAAAUUUUUUUUUGAAAAAAGGGGCUAUUUUUGAAAAUUUAGGUUAGGAAAUGGAAUUUUUUGGUUUUUUUGGUCGGGCGGGGUAGAAAAAUUGAGGGCGUGGAUUUUUAAAUUUAAAAAAAAAAUGAUAGUUUUUUUAAUGUUGGUUUUUAAAGUAAAAUCUUUAAAAAUUUUUUUAUGGAAAAUGAGGGUUUUUAUGACUUUUGUUACCUAAAAUAACAUUUUUUUACGAUUUCUGUUACCUAAAGUAAUAUUUUUUAUUUUUUGCUGAAAAUCAAGAUUUUUACGAUUUAUGUUACCUAAAAUACCUUUUUCUGUUAAUUUUUUCUUAAAAAUCAUGAUUCUAUGACAUUCCCCACCAAUGUCAUCAUUUUCAGAAGACAUGUUCCCAGUCCGAACGGAGAUCCCAUUGAUCGCUUCGCCUGACAUUUUCUCGUUACCUCUCGAAGCAUAUCCGAUUUGUAUCCUAUUGGGCUUCUUUUUGUCAUUUUUAUUCUACAUGGACCAAAACAUAACGAGUGCCAUCGUGAACAACAGUCAGAACAAGCUGAAGAAGGGCAGUGCAGUACAUUUGGACAUGUUCGUGGUGGCCAUUUUGAACUGUUUCUUAUCAAUUGGAGGGUUACCAUGGUAAGCAUUGAUGGUUUAUCGUUUUGGAAUUGAAUUGUGAAGCUUAUUUAAAUUAAACAUUGCAUUUUUAUGCUUCAAGUUAGCUUUUAAGGCUAAUAGAAUGAAGAUAUUGUAGUAGCCCAAUAAUUGUUCUAAAAAUCGUCGUAAUUUUUUCAAUUUUUAAAAUUUUGAAAAAAUUGUUGCUGAUUCAGAAUCAGCAUCAAAUUCUGAUCUAGAAUCAUACUAUUUUUUAUUUUUGCGGUUUACUUUCACCCGUCCGUGUCUAGUAUAGUGGUAGUGCGCCAGAAUUUUUGGCGCGAAACCACCUGGGUUCGAAUCCGGUUGGGUGCAAUGAUCGAUAAAUUGCUUUCAGAGCUAAAAAGAUUAUUUUCAUAGAAGGUCGUUUUUAAAAAUGUUUUUUAAAGUUUUAAAAAUUUGUUUUAAGUAUGUUUAAAUGUGGUAUUGAUAAUAUCACCUAAAAUUGGAACUUUUUCAGGAUGCACGGUGCUUUACCGCACUCACCGCUGCAUUUACGAGCGUUGGCUGAUGUGGAAGAGCGGGUAGCUCAGGGACAUGUUCAUGAAGUGUAGGUUUUUUAGUAUUUUUAGAGGUUAGGAUAGGCAUGGGUAAUAUAAUAAGGUCUAUGGUCUUACGGUAAAGCAGGGUAUGGUAGUACGGUAGAGUAUAGUAGGGUAGGGUACUGUAGAAUAGGGUUAAGUAGGCUUUGGGACUGUAGUAUGGAGUAGAGUUAGGUGGGUUAGGGUGCGUAACGUUAGGGUAGGGCACUGUUGAAUAAGGAAAAUUAGGCUUGGGUAAUGUAGUUGUAUGGUAAGCCGGGGUUGUAUAGAGUAGGAUAGGGUACUGUAAGUUACGGUACUUGACUUAUAUUUUUAAAAAACUUCAUUUCAGAAUAAUGAACGUCCGCGAGACCCGCUUAGCCAGUCUAAUAGCCCACGUCCUCAUAUUAAUGUCAUCAUUCGGCUUAAUACCGUAUCCAAUACGAUGGAUCCCGACGUCAGUACUACACGGUCUUUUCCUACAUAUGGCAUUCACAUCGUUGGCAGGGAAUGAAAUGGUCGAAAGAUUACUACUACUAAUCACCGAGCAACAAGCCUACCCACCCACCCAUUACAUCAGAAGGGUACCGCAGAGGAAGGUGCACUUGUUUACGGCGUGUCAACUGAUUCAACUGGUCGUUUUGUGUGCGGUCGGGUUCUCGCCAUACCCAUUUGUGGAGAUGGUGUUCCCGAUUGUUUGCUUCUGUUUUCUUCCUAUUAGGUAUGGUUUUAAAAUUUUUUUUAAAUUGAGGAAAUGACUUUUGAGAUAGGGAUGCUGUAAGUUAGGGUCGGGUUACUGCGAGGGAAGGUACGGUAAGGUAGAGUAAAUUUACGGAAAUGUAGAUUAGGGAUAUUUUGAGUUUGGGCAGGGUACUGUAAGGUAAAUACGAUAAGGCGGAGUAGGAGGACGGAAAAAGAAAAACUUAGCUUAAGCAUACUAAGCUCAAGCUUACCAAGUUUAAGCCUACUAAGCCUAGAUCUACUAAGCCUAAAUCUACCAAGCUUAAACUUACUAAGCCUAGACUGCUUAGUUUAAGCGUAAGCCUACUAUAAUAAAUAAAAGUGAUAUUGUUAUAGACACAUUCUGAUACCUCGGCUCAUAGACUACAAGUACUUGGACGCGUUGGAUGGGCGUCACUAA
Bursaphelenchus okinawaensis is the source of this 9560-nucleotide messenger RNA. The record is from the annotation of a GenBank genome assembly. Lineage: Eukaryota; Metazoa; Nematoda; Chromadorea; Rhabditida; Aphelenchoididae.